Messenger RNA from Melanaphis sacchari, 1258 nucleotides. Its product is annotated as sentrin-specific protease 1-like. NCBI's taxonomy places the organism in Eukaryota, Metazoa, Arthropoda, Insecta, Hemiptera, Aphididae. Bases 300 to 920 code for a protein of 206 amino acids. Gene Ontology annotation, biological process: protein desumoylation. Gene Ontology annotation, cellular component: nucleus. Gene Ontology annotation, molecular function: deSUMOylase activity. The record is from RefSeq and is a predicted model, not a curated record. The transcript is spliced from 2 exons.
UGCAUGACCGAAUGAUAUUUUUUUAUCACACUUAUAUAUUGACAGUGUGACCAACAGAAAAAACCACGUGUUAACGAUAUCGAGAACGCAUAAAUAUAUGAUUUUAGUUGAUGGCAUCAUAUGUGCCAAGAUGCAUCAAGAGGUUAAUAAUAAUAAAGUUUUUGAAACAAGAGCUGAUGACAAAGACUAAUUUAAUUGAUUUGUCUUAUUUGACUAAACCAGACGAAAAUUUUUCAUCGCUUGAGGUCCACUUCUAUUACAUAAAAUAUUUAUAGAAAAGUACUUAAUACCUAUUAAGUAUGAACAGUGACGGAGGUUUUUCAAUUACACAAUUUUAUUUGAAUGAUACUGUUAUAAAUGAUUACAUGGAUCUGAUCAAUAAGCGCUAUUCAAAUGUAUAUGUGUAUAACACACAUUUUUAUUUUGCACUUAUUACAAGAGGUUUUAAUAUGGUUAAAAGAUGGGUUCGAAAAAUUGAUGUGUUUUCAAAGAAAAAACUAUUAUUUCCUAUACACUUACAAAAUUGUAAUCAUUGGGUCUUGGUAUGUGUAAACUUUGAAUUAAAACAAAUUCAAUAUUAUGAUAGUCUUAAAAGACAUAAUCUUGAAGUUCAGUAUAAUAUAUUCCAAUAUUUAAAUGAACAAUAUUUAGAAACAAUAGGAUCUUCAUUAUGUACUAAAAAUUGGAAAAUGGUAACUGUAUCAGAUAUCCCUUACCAAGAAAAUGGACAUGAUUGUGGAGUAUUUGUAUGUACUUAUGCUGAAUAUUUAGCAAGGGAUGCAGCGUUCAACUUUUCUCAAAGACAUAUGAAAUCAUUUAGACAAUUGAUUGCAUAUGAAUUAACAGUAAAAAAAUUAGUAGAUGUAAAUGUUGAUGCAGAAGAUAUAGAUUCUUUUAUUAUGGACGUUAUAAACUCAUGAUAAAAAAAUCAAUAUUUUAUAAAUAAAUGUUUAUGUCCAAUGAUAUUUUUACUGAGAUUUGGUAUAAUUGAAGUUGUCUAAACACUCUAAAGUGAGUUAUUUGUUCUUGUAAACUGUUGAAUAUGGUACAAUGAUUUUGCUCACUAAAUAAUCAGCUUUGGAAUAUGCAAUUAUUAUUAUUUUAACCAUUCUUUUGAUGAGGGACAUAAGAUGCAUUCUAAAUUAAAAUUAAAAAUAAUGCUAGACAUACUAGGAUUCAAUGACUACUGUUUUUUGAAUUAAUAGAAAAUAGCAGUUUUUAAAAAUAUAUUAUUUUAUUUCAUUAAUGUUUAACAUAA